AUGGCAAGUACAUAUCAAAAUCGUUCACGUACUAUCGGAUAUCCAACAACUAAAAAAUCUCGAGCAAAAAAACCAAUCUCACAACAAUAUCAUUCUACAAUAAAAAACAAUCCUAAUAGUAUUAAAAUACGAUUUGGAAAUAAUUCAUCACAAAAUUCAAUGUAUAAACCAACAUCGAUAUUAAAGAAAAAAACAUUUCAACAACAACAACGACGACUACCAUAUAAUAAUCGUAUCAAUGAAAAUGUUCUCAAUUGGCAACAACCAACUGAUCUUGAUUUAUUUCAAUCAAGACCAUUCUAUAGUCCUAUUGUUACGCCACCGAGAUUACGACAGUUAGUAACACCACCUGGUAGUGGACCUUAUCAAAAUUAUUAUAAUUUACGUCGAUUUAAUAGUCCAUUGCCACCACUUGAUGAUUUAUAUUCUCCGCCAAUUGGUCUUGACAAUUGGGGUCUUAAUUCAACUGAUUAUCGUUCAACUUUAAAUGCUAAUCUAAUUCGACGAUAUCCAUCACCUUUAUCUCGUUAUGGUUUGGGUAGUGAACUUCAAAGACAAAAGAAGCCAUACAUUGUGGUACCUCAUCUAAGUAAUCUUUUAUCUCCACCUGUGAGUGGUAGUGAUGGUGGUAAUUUCAUACUGCCAUCACGUCGAAUAGCACCGGUCUAUGAUCCAGUUUUACACUAUGCAUACCCUGAACGAAUGCUUUAUUUUCCUUCACAACUAUUUCACCGUGAACUGUCGGAUUAUGCAUCUUCACCACAAAAUGAAGCAUUUACUAAUCAUUAUAUAAAUGAUUUUAUUGAUAGAAGUAUUGAAAAUGAAUUUAUACCAGAUAUGUUACUUGAAGUUUUUAGUGAACUUGAUCAAGAAAAAAAACAAAAUGAUAGAUCUUAUAGAUCAGACAUUGAACGAUAUUAUACAGAAUUAAAUAGACGUAUGAAUCAAGAUCAAACAAAUAAUUAUUUAAUGUCCGACGAUUUGAUACGUGAACUUGAUUAUCAACGUCCACAUAUUUCUACAUCUAACUUCGAUUCAAAUUUAUCUUUAUUGAGAUCAUCAGAUUUUCAAGAGGAUCGGUCUCUACAAACAAUUAAUCGACUACGAUAUCAUGAUUUACCAUCUGAUGUACAAGGACGAUUAUUAACGAAUAUUAAUCAAGAAUUAGUCGAUUUUGAAAUUGAAAAUAUGUUAAGAGAAUUAAGUAGUGAAACUUUAGCUGAUCAACCUCGUAAGAUUCCAAUGAUGUAUAAUACUACUUAUAAUAUCUAUAAUACAAGCAGACCACAAGUUGAUCAAAUUCAAUAUAAUGCAAUUGAAGAUCAUGCACAAAAUAAACUAUUAGAUACAAUAUGUUUAGAUGAAUUAAUUCAAAAAUAUCUUAAACAAAAUGGUUCUAUUGUUGAUAUUGAUGAUCUUUCACGUUUAUUAGAUGUAACUAUGCUUCAUAAUUUAGUUGAUCAAUAUCAACAAAUCGAUGAAAAUCGUUCAAGAACAUUAGAUAAUUAUGCAUCAAACAAAUUUCAUAUUAAUUCAUAUAUGAAUGUUACAAUGGAUUUAUUAUUAAAUGAGCUCAGCAGCAGUCUUAUUGAGGACAUGAAAGAUUUGGAUGAACAAAAACGAAGAACAUUUUAA
Messenger RNA from Rotaria sordida, 1635 nucleotides. The record is from the annotation of a GenBank genome assembly. Lineage: Eukaryota; Metazoa; Rotifera; Eurotatoria; Philodinida; Philodinidae.